This is a messenger RNA of Tauraco erythrolophus (red-crested turaco), 2328 nucleotides long. Lineage: Eukaryota; Metazoa; Chordata; Aves; Musophagiformes; Musophagidae. The record is from RefSeq and is a predicted model, not a curated record.
GCUGCACAAGCCUUGAUUUAUGCUGGAAUGGCAGGGUCCAACUUGGAAAAUAUUCAAGAAAAAAUAAAUGAGUACUUGGAGAGAGUUCAAGCUCUCCAUUCAGCAGUUCAGUCACAGAACACAGACCCUCUGAAGUCAAAGCAACAGUUGGACUUGGAGCGUGCUCACUUCCUAGUUACACAGGCGUUUGAUGAAGACGAUAAAGGCAAUGCAGAAGAAGCUGUAGAGUUGUACACAGAAGCGGUGGAGCUCUGUUUGAAAACAGCUACUGAAACUUCAGAAGCAGGCCUCCAGUCAAAACUGAAACAGCUGGCUCGACAAGCGCUGGAUAGAGCAGAGGCACUGAAGGAAUCUGUGUCAAAGUCAUCUCAGAAGGAGAAGUCUAAACCAAAUCUCCCAGUCAGAACAUUCUUUCCAUUGGGACCUGAUUUUUCGUUAAAUGAUAAACCGCAGACAAUCAGAGCAGUACAAGCUAGUGAAUCUCAAGGUCAGAGAUACACUGCAGAGGAGAUUGAAGUGCUCAGGAAGACUUCAAAAAUUAAUGGCAUUGAAUACGUACCUUUCAUGAGUGUUGAUCUGAGAGAACGUUUUGCCUUCCCUAUGCCAUUUUCAGAUAAAUGUGGGAAGUUACCUUUAUCCCCCAAACAGAAAGCAAUGUUUGCCAAGUGGGUGCGACCAGAUGACAUAACAAAUAACCCUACGAUGAUUUAUACUGUAUCAAGUUUCAGUAUAAAGCAGACAAUAGUGUCAGAUUGUUCUUUUGUGGCAUCGCUAGCCAUCAGUGCAGCAUACGAAAGAAGAUAUAACAAAAAAUUGAUCACAAGUAUAAUUUAUCCUCAAAAUAAGAAAGGAGAACCAGAAUAUAAUCCAUGUGGCAAAUACAUGGUGAAGCUUCAUAUCAAUGGUGUACCUAGAAAGGUAAUCAUAGAUGACCAGUUACCUGUUGAUCAUAGCGGGGAACUUCUCUGCUCUUACUCUAACAAUAAGAAUGAAUUAUGGGUAUCACUAAUAGAAAAGGCUUACAUGAAGGUCAUGGGAGGAUAUGAUUUUCCUGGAUCAAAUUCUAAUAUUGAUCUCCAUGCACUGACUGGUUGGAUACCUGAAAGAAUUGCUAUGCACUCUGACAAUCAAGCUUUCAAUAAAGAUAGUACUUUCAGAAUGCUUUAUCAGAGAUUUCACAAGGGAGAUGUCCUUAUCACAACAGCAACAGGGGUGAUGUCUGAAGAGGAAGGAGAAAAAUGGGGUUUAGUUCCUACCCAUGCAUAUGCAGUCUUGGAUAUAAGAGAAUAUAAGGGACUUCGAUUUCUUCAGUUGAAAAAUCCCUGGAGCCACUUACGUUGGAAAGGACGAUACAGUGAAAACGACACAAGAAAUUGGACUCCAGAUUUACAAAAAUACUUGAACUUCGAUCCCAGAACAGCUCAGAAAAUAGACAAUGGCAUUUUCUGGAUUGCCUGGGAGGACCUCUGCCAGUACUAUGAUGUUAUUUAUUUGAGUUGGAACCCAAGUCUCUUUAAAGAAUCUACGUGUAUUCACAGUACUUGGGAUGCAAAGCAAGGUCCAGUGAAGGAUGCCUACAGCCUGGCUAAUAAUCCUCAGUACAAGCUGGAGGUCCAGUGCCCACAGGGUGGUGCUGCCGUCUGGGUUCUGCUUAGCAGGCACAUCACAGACAAGGAUGACUUUGCACACAAUCGGGAAUUCAUUACAAUGGUCGUAUACAAGACUGAUGGCAAAAAAGUUUACUAUCCAGCUGAUCCUCCUCCGUAUAUUGAUGGUAUUCGGAUCAACAGUCCUCAUUAUCUGACCAAGAUAAAACUGACCUCUCCAGGUUCCCAUACCUUUACCUUAGUGGUGUCCCAGUACGAGAAACAAAACACUAUCCAUUACACCAUUAGGGUGUAUUCCUUGUGCAAGUUCACCUUUUCGAAGAUUCCUACGCCUUACACCAUUUCCAAACGGGUUAAUGGACAGUGGAAAGGUUACAGUGCUGGAGGAUGUGGAAAUUUCAGAGACACCUACAAAAAUAACCCCAUUUAUCAAUUCCAGCUGGACAAGAAUGGGCCAUUACUAAUUGAACUACGGGGACCAAGGCAAUACAGCGUUGGUUUUGAACUCAUCACAGUCUCGACAGUAGGAGAUCCUGGUUCCUAUGGCUUUCAGAAAAAGAGCAGUGGUGACUACAGGUGUGGAUUUUGCUACUUGGAAGUGGAGAACGUAUUUGCUGGAGUUUACAACAUUAUCCCCACCACGUUCCUGCCUCAACAAGAGGGUCCUUUUUUCUUAGAUUUUAACAGUGCUACUCCUCUUAAGGUAUCACAGCUGCAGUGA